Messenger RNA from Eruca vesicaria subsp. sativa (arugula), 1846 nucleotides. Lineage: Eukaryota; Viridiplantae; Streptophyta; Magnoliopsida; Brassicales; Brassicaceae. The record is from the annotation of a GenBank genome assembly.
CAAAAGGCAACAAAAUAAAUUAAAAUCCACUCUUCACCAAGAUCUGGUGCUAACACAUUCCCCUAACUUCCUAACCGAAAAAUGGAGGAGAGUUUGAUCAAGCGCCUCGAAGCUGCCGUUACGAAGCUCGAAGGAAUCUCAAUCAGCGGCGGAGGAGGAGGAGGAGCUAUUCUUUCCCGCGGAGGAGAUUUCUCUUCCGGAGACAAUGUCGCGGCGUCUGAUCCAUCGAUUCUGGCUUACGAACAUCUGAUAUCGCAAUGCGUAGGUAGGAUUCUCACCGCGGCUGAGAAGAUCGGUGGACCUGUUCUCGACGUGACGAAGAUCGUCGCCGAAGCGUUCGCUGCGCAGAAGGAUCUGCUUGUUCGCAUCAAGCAAACUCAGAAGCCUGAUAUGGCUGGAUUGGCUGGAUUUCUCAAGCCGUUGAACGAUGUGACGAUGAAAGCUGAUGUGAUGACUCAAGGAAAGAGGAAUGAUUACUUUAAUCACCUUAAGGCUGCUUCUGAUAGUUUAUCUGCAUUGGCUUGGAUUGCUUUCACUGGGAAAGAUUGUGGUAUGAGUAUGCCAAUAGCUCAUGUGGAAGAAAGUUGGCAGAUGGCUGAGUUUUACAGCAAUAAGGUUUUGGUGGAAUACCGUAACAAAGACGCUAAUCAUGUGGAAUGGGCUAAAGCCUUGAAAGAGCUUUACUUACCUGGUUUAAGGGAUUAUGUUAAAAGUCAUUACGCCUUGGGACCUGUAUGGAAUGCAUCAGGGAAGCCUGUUAGUGCUCCUGCAAAGGGUCCACCUGGUGCUCCUGCUCCUCCCCGAGCACCGCUCUUCAGUUCUGAAUCUUUAAAGCCAUCAUCAUCGUCGAACCAGAAGCAAGGGAUGUCUGCUGUUUUCCAGCAGCUCAGCUCAGGUUCUGUCACCUCAGGUCUUAAAAAGGUGACGGAUGAUAUGAAAACAAAGAACCGUGCUGAUAGAUCCGGAGCAGUGAGUGCCAUUGAGAAGGAAACUCGUUCCACUAAACCAGCCGUUUCGAAAACUGGACCACCGAAAAUGGAACUUCAAAUGGGUCGCAAGUGGGCUGUUGAGAACCAAAUUGGGAGGAAGGACUUGGUUAUCAGCGAGUGUGAUUCCAAACAGUCUGUGUAUGUAUUUGGUUGCAAAGAUUCUGUCUUGCAGAUACAAGGCAAAGUCAAUAACAUAACCAUUGACAAAUGCACCAAAAUGGGUGUUGUCUUCACGGAUGUUGUUGCUGCAUUUGAGAUUGUGAAUUGCAGCAACGUGGAAGUACAAUGUCAGGGUUCAGCUCCCACAGUCUCUGUGGACAACACAACUGGCUGUCAGUUAUAUCUAAACAAAGACUCGUUGCAGACAGCGAUAACAACAGCUAAGUCGAGUGAGAUCAAUGUAAUGGUCCCUGGUGCUUCUCCUGAUGGAGAUUGGGUGGAACAUGCACUGCCUCAACAGUACAACCAUUUGUUCACUGAAGGGAAGUUCGAGACAACACCGGUCUCUCACUCAGGUGCCUAAGUAAAGAGGAAUCUCUGUUCAGUUUGGGGUUUUUGCUUAAAUAUGAGGUCUUCUUUUCAACUUGGUUUCUUCUGAUUGUAAUAGAGAAUAAUCUAUUUGUUUUUUUCUUUUUUGGUUCUGUCUCUAUCCACCAAUUUUUUGGGAUUGGAUGUUCUUUUGUUUUGUUUGUUGUGAUCUUGAUCAUCUCGUCUUUUGUUCGUCUUUGGGGCUGGGGCUUUGGAUUUGAUUUGAUUUAUUUUUGUGGGCGCUCAUACUUUUUCUGAGCUAUUGCUGAUGAAAAUGUGAACAAUUAUCAUGGAUAGAAAAAGUUGUUCCUAGCAAGCUCUUAUAUGAU